AUGCCGAGCGCCACAGCGUCCGGCGCCAGCACCGGCGGCGGCGACUCGUCGUCGGCGCCGCGCUCCCGCGACCACAAGCAGGGCAACCAGAACCGCACCUUCACCGUCGAGCAAAAGGAGGCGGUGCUGCGCAUCCGGAAAUGCGGCGCCACGGCCUUCUACGACAUCCUGGGCCUCGAGUCGGUCAAGACGUCGUGCACCGACUCGGACAUCAAAAAGGCCUACCGCAAGCAGUCGCUGCUCACGCACCCGGACAAGAACGGCCACGAGCACGCCGAUGAGGCCUUCAAGAUGGUCAGCCGCGCCUUUGGCAUCCUCGGCGACAAGGAGAAGCGCGACAGGUACGACCGCUUCGGCGGCGACCCGGACAGCCGCUUCCAGAGCGCCCAGGCCCAGAACCCCUUUUCUGGCUUCGCCAGGAGGGCGCCCUCGGGCGGCAUGGGCGGCGGCGGCGGCGGCGGCAUGUGGGAGGAGGAGGUCAGCCCGGAGGAGAUGUUUGCGCGCUUCUUUGGCGGCGGUGGCGGCUUCGGCGGAGGGCCGUUUGGAGCCUUUGACACAGGACCGCAGUUUGUGUUCAACUUUGGCGGCGGCCCCGGCAUCCGAGUGCACCAGUUUGGCGGCGCGCGGCCACGGCGGCGACCACGCGACGCGCAGCCCGGCCAGCCCGGCCAACAGCAGCAGCAAAACGGCGGGCUGCAGAACCUCAUCGGCCUGCUGCCCAUCCUCUUCUUCUUCAUCCUGCCGCUCCUGUCGUCGCUCUUCUCGGGCUCGUCGUCGGCGUCGGCCACGCCGCGCAUGGUGUACGACAACCCGCAGCCGCCGUACACGCAGGGCCGGGUGACGCCCGAGCUCAAGGUGCACUACUUUGUCAACCCGGGGGACGUGGCGUCGUACAGCAAGGCCAAGCUCGGCGCGCUGGACCGCACCGCCGAGAACAACCUGGUGCGGCACCUGGGCAACGAGUGCGGCAACGAGAGGAUGUACCAGCGGAGGCUGCGCGAGGACGCCAUGGGCUGGUUCUACCAGGACCCGGACAAGAUGGCCAAGGCCAACGCGUACAAGAUGCCGUCGUGCGAGAGGCUCGAGAAGAUGGGCAUCCCCACGCGGUGA
Purpureocillium lilacinum is the source of this 1110-nucleotide messenger RNA. The record is from RefSeq and is a predicted model, not a curated record. NCBI's taxonomy places the organism in Eukaryota, Fungi, Ascomycota, Sordariomycetes, Hypocreales, Ophiocordycipitaceae.